Messenger RNA from Moneuplotes crassus, 2503 nucleotides. The record is from the annotation of a GenBank genome assembly. NCBI's taxonomy places the organism in Eukaryota, Ciliophora, Spirotrichea, Euplotida, Euplotidae.
UUAAUCAGUUAUAAAUGGUCAGUUAUGCAUGGACAAUUCCUAAGGGAACUAACAAAAAGAAGAAGAAAAGGUGAUCUUCUCCUGGACCAGGAAGCUAUGAAGAUGUUAAUGUCAACCUAGUCAAGAUAGCUCCUCCAGAAUGGACUAUUAAAGGCAAGUAUCCUUGGAAAGUACAGUCUCUUGAUGGGCCAGGGCCUGGAAGUUACUCAGUUAGCACAAGAAGGCCAGGUAGUGCAUAUACAAUUCAGGGAAAAAGAAAAGAAUAUUAUAUUGGAGAUGAACCUGGUCCUGGAAGCUAUUAUAUGAGGCAAAGCUAUGACAACAUUGGAGGUUAUAUCGGUCAUAAGUUUGGAGAAAACUCAAAAGAGAGAUCUCCUGGUCCAGCAGAAUAUUUUCCCUCAAUUUAUAAAUCGCAUCAAGGUUGGACCUUUGGAAGUAAAACUAAUGAUAAAUUUGAAGUUUAUGAUUCUCCAGGCCCUGGAUACUAUGAAGCUUAUAGAAAUAAUAUGUAUGCUCUUGGUAAAUUUGGAAAAGAGAGAAGAGGAAAAAUUUAUUCCUCUUAUGAUUCACCUGGGCCUGGCCAUUAUUCUCCAAAGUCUAAAUCAAAAGAUGGAUGGACUAUACAAGGCAAAAGAAGUGAGAAAUAUUUCUCAGGUGAUGUACCAGGACCAGGUGAAUAUUAUCCAUUCUAUAAUCAAGGAACUCCAGCAUAUUCAAUGGCUGGAAAGAAUAAAAAGAAAAAGAAAGCUUCUGAUGGACCAGGACCAGACACUUAUUUUCCUUCUAUCAAUGCUACCAAGCCAAGGCCGAAGAGUGCUAAAUUUACUUCAGGUAGGAAGGAUCGAAGAGGACACGAUCAGCCUGGGCCUGGUCAAUACGAUAUGAGAUCAAUGCUAGGAGGUCCAUCUGCUUCCAUAAAAGGAAGACCAAAAACAGCAAAGAAAAAGAGUAGUCAUCCUGGGCCAGGACAGUACAAAGAUAAAUAUAAAAUCACAAAACCAAGAGCUGCAAGUGCGAAAAUAGGUAAAGCCAAAAGAAUGGCUCACUACACAGAUGAUACUCCUGGACCUGGCUUUUACAACAACUGGGAUAGGAAAGAUUUAAGAGGAACAAAAUUUGGUUCUUCAAAAAGACCAGGAACUGCAAAGAAAAAGAGUGGGCCCGGGCCAGGAUCUUACAACAUUAAAUCAACCUUUGGAGGCAAGUCCGGGAAGACUAUUGCAGGGAAAAGGAAGCAUAAGUCUAUUGAAGAUACACCAGGUCCUGGAAUGUAUAACCCUAAGUUAGAUAAAGGACCUGCUUUCUCUUGACAAGGAAAAUAUUCAACUGAUUACAGUUUAAGAGAAAGUCUAAAGAAGCCAGGGCCAGGCCAGUAUUUCCCAAGCUAUGACCCUGUGAGACCUCAUAAUCCUGGUAAAUCUAUGGGAAAGAAGAGGAAAGCAAAAUAUGAUGAUGAUAUUCCUGGUCCUGGCUCAUAUAACCAAUACAAAUGGGAUAAUAAGGGAAGAGGAUGGACUAUCUCUGGAAGACCAAAAACUGCUGGAAAGGAAAAAUCUCCAGGACCUGCUGCUUAUUUCCCAAGUUUAGGAAAAGAUGCACCGGCAUUUUCAAUGGGAGGACAUUAUAGAAAGCCAUAUAAUGAUGAAUUAAGCCCAGGUCCUGGAGACUAUGAAUUAAACUCUAAUUGGAACAAAGGUGUCUUAAUGGGUAAAGAGAAAAAGCUUCAAACUGCAGGAGGAUAUAAGUCUCAAUAUCCUGGACCAGGAGCUUACUAUCUUCCAGAAAAGAAAGAGAAAGGAGUAUAUAUGGGAGAGAAAUUCUAUGAUAAAGAAUACACUGGAACGCCUGGUCCUGGCACUUAUGAACAUAACAAAAAUAGAGAAGGUCCUCAUUAUUCUAUGGCAAGUACCGGAGCAAAAGGAAAAUAUGACUCCGUUGGGCCAGGUCCAGGUGCUUACAAUUAUAUUCAAUCAUAUCAGCAAGUUUAUAAUGCUAAACAUGGGAAGUCUUUUGGGCACAAAACAGGGUAUGAAAGCAAGAAUAUGGGAGUUCCUGGCCCAGGAACUUAUUAUCUUCCUCAAUCAAAAGGCAAAGGAAUAACAAUGAAAGGUAGAUACCCAGAUAAUAUUUACCAAAGAUCCCCAGGGCCAGCUGCAUAUGAUCAAAAUUGGAAGACUAUUCAAGCCAUAGUUGAUACUUCAAAGCCUAGUGCUGGAGGAACAAUGAGUAAAUCCAAUGGGUUCUAUCCUUCUGGCAGUAUUCCUGGACCAGGUUCUUAUUAUUCUCCUUCUAAGCUAACUCAUAUUGGUGGAAAAUUUGGAAGAGAAAUCAGAGGAAGUGAUAAAAAGUCUGAAAAUCCAGGGCCUGGCUACUACUAUAUCCCUUGCACAGUUGCAGAUGUUCCAAAAUAUGUGUAUCCUAACCCAGAUCCAAGAUACAAGUGGGUAUAAGGCUCACUUUCAUGAGUUAAAUAAGCUUAUUUUUCGAGAAAAUUAAGAUUCAU